UCCACCAUCGCCGAUCCCACCAAGUGGGAAGUGAAGUCCUCCUCUAGAGACCCUUGACGCUGUACAACUCCUCAGCGCUGUUGAGCAGAGCAGUCGACGGCUCACCGAGGUGAUGAAGACCGCAGUAGCGACGGUGACGCUACUGUGGGCCGCGGUGGUGUUGGCGCUGCCCAAGAAGGAUCUAAAGCCCUCGGAGAUCUUCUUGAAGAACCUGCCGACGGAAAAGCUGGAUGCUCUGAUGGCGUCCCGCCUUCAGGAGCUCGAGGAUGACAUAGUAGAGAGCUACGACACCCAGCUACGGGAACACGAGGACAACCUAAAACGCCUUCACCGCCACCGGCGAGACGUGACGAGCCGCAACAAGACCAUCACUACGAGGACCUACCAUCAUCACGCUCCCACCUACUGGCAUUCCUACACCUAUGAUGCAGAGAUUGGCAACCGGGAGAAACUGAACAUUCUUGACAUCGACGUGAAGGACCAGCUUGGUAAUGUUAACAUCAUCAAAGUCUUCUCGCUCGAUCUCUGGAACCUCUCUACCAUCUACCAGAGCGAAUCGCAUGUUGCGUACGUCUUGAAGGGAGGGAGAUUGGAGGCUGUGAAGGUCAGGAAUCGGUGGACCAAGUCUCUGGUGGGUUGUCCCUGUGACCAACAAUACUUGAAGAGUUGUGCCUGCUGUGAGGAGGGAGCCUGCAGGUGUGGGGCGGCGAGCGACACCUGUGUACAGUGCGGCCUGGAGAACGACCUUAACAUCUGUGCUGCUAACGGUCCUAGAGAGCUUGAGCUGGACGCGGCGGUUGGGUUCCAGUACUACCUCGAUUAUUACGACCUCGUUCAGGGCGUACAGCGCGUCCUUGUUGCCUCCAGAGGCACAACUGUUUCGUUCUACAAGUUUAACAAAGACAGUGUCCAGCUGAUGCAGUCGGAGACGGGUCUGGGGACUAUAAACUUUGCCAGGCCUGUGACUCACCUGGGAUACGGAGAGACCUUCAAAGACUUCUACGGAAUCAUAAGGAAAGACCGGUUCCUCAUCACCUUCAGAGCUGGUGACUCGAGCCAGCAGUUUCACGGCAUAAAUAUAGACUCGACUGGUUUGGCAAGUGGAACAUCAGAAGUGUGGCAGGCCUUUGGGACCGAGAUGAAGGCGUGGCAAAGUGGCGGUCGUGUUAUGCUGGCUGUCCUCAAUGGGAUGGACCUCUUCGUCUACGAGCUCAAGGCCAACCACAGGCACGAGUACCGUAUGAGGAAAAUUCAAACGCUGAGCAUUGGGGAACCCAUAAUCUACUGGAAGAGCUUCUGCAUGGGGUUUGAGAAGUACCUGGUGGUGGUGACCCGGAAGAUUUCCCGCCUUUACCUACACUCUGGCAUGCACUAUCAAACCGUCCAAGACCUUACUCCAAGCCACGGUCUAACGGCCUUUACAGCCAUCGUUCCCAUCUCUAUAUCUUCGUGGCGGGGGAAGGCCGUGCUGUUGACGGGGGAAGGAAAACGGCUGUUGGCUUACGUGUGGAAUGGCGCGAAGCUUGUGGUUGAAGUGAGUCACGUAAAAAUGUUGAAUGUGUCCAUCACUGACUGGUCGAUCGUGUACGGGCACGCAGAUAUGAAGUUGGACUCUAACCUUGUGUUUGUUCCCACCGAGAAGGGCCCGAUGAGGCUAGAGGUGAAGGCCACACUAGAGGAUCUGCCCGACCCGAUUCUCCUCCAGAAUCAGGAGCUUCACCAAUUGCUCAACACCCUGGAGGGCGAAUUUCAACGUCAGUCAGAAAUUAUAGACUUGGCUCGAGACAGACUGGCCCACAGCAUUGAGGGACAGAAUACCAUCAAUGCGGAUAUUGUAGUAGUCGGCGGAAUCGUGGUUAACGGGACUCUUGACACGUGGAAUCUGGAAGCAAACAGCAUAAUACUGCAACAAAUUGACUCCAGCGGGAAGGUGACAUUCCAGGGAUACCAGGACCACCUCAACAGCCUUGGUUACUACGAAGGUGUCUUAAACACACUCAACGCAACGUUAACAAGCCUUCACAGGAAACUAGAUGAUGCUGUGCCCGCUUCUGGUACGUCCAGACUGAUCACUGGGGUGAAGACGCUGGUGGGCGAGGGGCUGCAGGUCGCCACCUUGUCCACCGACCACCUCACCGUCAGGCAAACUCUCGACUGGUCUGGUAACUUGUUCCCUCUGGACGACAUCCUUAGAGGGCUGGUCAGGCAAAAUGACACACGCGUCAUCGCUGGUCAGAAGACUUUCCUGAAGGAUCUUAAGGUUGUUGAUCUUUAUGCGGAAUACUUGGAUGACAUCCCCGUGGACGAUAUUGUGACCACAGAUGGGUCGCAAACCAUCGCCGGCGCCUCCUUCGCCUCCGGCCUGAGAGCAGAGACUAUCCAUGUCACUCCCGGAGGGACUGUGGGAGGGAUAGACCUGUCUGAGGACGCGGUGCUGCUGUCUGGCGAAGCUACGCUCGGCAGCUGUACCUUCAAGAGCGAUCUCUCGGCCAGUGAUAUUGUGGCAGUGUCGAAAUUCGUGGAUGGUGUCGACCUAGACCGGUUGAAUACCAGCGCUCUGACCACCUCGGGCGGCACAGUCAAGAGCUCUCUAGUGUUCUCAAACUCCCUGACCCUCCACACCCUCCAGGCUCGCUUCAUUAUGGGGGUCGACACCGAUCUUUUCAUGUCCACGACGGUUUUCAAGCACAGGACUUCCGCUAUGCGUGGAACUCUAGUGAUUCCUUCGGGUGUCGACAUAAAUGGAGACUUGGUCGUUGAAGGAAAGAUUAAUGGCCAAAAUUUCCCGAAAGAUUUUCCCCUACAGACUGACUCCACCAUAAAUUUUGGGGCAAAGAGAUUCGCUAAUGUUUUCUUUGAUACAUUGCGAGUCGGUACCCAGUGUUUGGUGGACGGACUUUCCCUGCACAAGUUGGUUACUCUUCACACCCCACAGACCAUCACUGGCCAAAAGACCUUUGCUCAGGGCGUAUACAUAAAAGGAGAUUUGGACAUUACGUCGAAAAUAAUUGAUGGCGUUAACUUGGACGAGUUAAAUGCUAGUCUUUCUUACAUUGGAUCUUCGGAAUGGGAAUUCGACGUGGUAUUUAAUAAAGCCGUACAAGCACCUUCCCUGUCAUUUGGCGGGAGACUUAAUAACUUGGACUGGGCAACUUUCGCCAGAGAUAUAGUGUAUGACGACGAGACUUCAGUCGUCAUCGCCUCGAAAAAGAAUUUUAAACUUGGAUUGACCAUCUCGAACGCAAUCUUCCAGAAUACUUUCAACGGAGUUAGUUUUGGUAGCCUGGUCACGCUCAGCAGUACCCAAAACAUCUAUGGGAAGAAAGUUUUUGCCAACGACGUCACCUUCGGAUCACUGACGGUAGAUUUACUAGACGGAGUAGAUUUGGAACAGUUAGCGCGCACUGCAGUAUAUUUGAACAAGGAAGGGCAAGUGGUGACUGGCAAGAAAACUUUCACCAGUUUGCUAACCACCAAAGCCCUGGACGUAACGGGAAGAAUAGAGAAUUUUGACAUAAGAAACUUGGUUACUAAAAACACCGAUCAAACCUUCACGGCAGCGCAGUCCUUCCGUUCAGUGGUCUUCAGUGACUUGCAGGCUGUAUCCAUAGACCUGCCUGCAGGGUAUACUAUUAACACUAUAGAUAUAGCUAACUUGGAAAAAUCUCGUGUUAGCUUGACGUCUCCAAGCGUCCAUUCCGGCGUACUAACGGUCCAAGGUCCAGUGACUGUACUAGGCCAGCUCUCUGUGGACACUAUAAAUGGUUACGACAUAAACUUGAUCAUGAACAACUUGGUCAUGAAGGAUGAAUCUUCAGUCAUAACAGGAGAUAUAACCUUCGUCGAUCUCACCGUGCAAGGGCCCAUAACGACUCUCGAUCUGGCCGGAGCUAAUGGCUUGAACAUCAGUAGCAUCGAUCACAAUGCCGUUAAGGUAACUGGGAACGUAGAGAUGAGCGGAGCCGUGACCUGGGGACCCGUGGUCUUGCAGAGAGACGUAUCCGUGGAAGGUCUCGUGAACGGAAUCCCCCUGUUUAAUCUCAGCCAAGAUGUUGUCUACAGGGAUGCUAAGAAUCUACAAGUUAUAACAGGGAAAAAGACCUUCGAAGCGGGAAUAACCGUGAAUGGGGAUAUAGUGACCACUUCAGUCAACGACAUAGACCUUGGCACAAGGAUGUUGACUCGUCACACCGUUCAGACCAUCAGCGCCCCUUACACGUUCUUUAACGUAGAGGCUCGCGGCACCGUUAACAUCCUUGGCCUUUACAACAACAUUAAUCUUACCCAACUGGCAUCAGAAGGCCGCCUGGGAGCCAAUGAUACCAUCUACGGAAACGUCACGUUCCUGAGAGAAGCGAGCGUGGGCAACCUGGUCAUUCGGGGCACCUUCAACGGUGUGGACGUGGAGAGGCGCAUGGCCGACGCUGUGUUGGUGCGUGACCCUGGUGUUAUCUCGGGAAGGAAGACCCUUCUGGCCAACAUGACCACCUUCACGAACCUGCGCGUGAACUCCCUUAACAAGGUCCCCUUGGACUUCUACCUGAAACACGUCGUCCUGAAGAACGCUACCACCACAAUCGACCACAAGAUCGUGGUACAAGGGAGUGUAACUACCCCGAGUCUGACUGCUGAUACACUGAUUGUCCAGGGUACAGUUGAUGGCAUAGACUACAACAAAUUUUUGAGCGAGGCAGUUUAUCUGCACAAGAACCAGACCAUAGACUCCACUUUGGUCUUCAUGAGAGAUGUGACGGUUCAUGGGGAUAUAAAUACUGUACAUCUAAACGGAAUGAAUCUUGAGAAGGAUUUCCUGACUACGGACACGGAGCAAACCAUUCCCUUCAGCGUCACCUUCGGCAGCAUAGAGAGUGGAGACGUGGCUGUAGGAGGCCGCGUUAACUCUUGGUACCUUCCCGACGAGGUUAACGUUACCAUGAAGGCGGUGGGUGGCCAGACGGUGACUGGAAGGCUGACGAUAGGGGGCACGCUGGAGGUCCUCGGGGACGUGACCGUGUCCGGACUGGUCGGGACGGAGGUCAAAGUGGACCUCUCGAAGCAGGCAGUCCAGCUCCACCGUAACACUGAAAUCUACGGAUCUUUGACGUUCACCUCACCGGUGACCGCGUCGACGCUGACCUGCGUACCUGGGAUAGUGAAUGAUAUAAACAUCCCUGAACUCUUCGCUAACGCCUGGUACAUCGACAAAGCCACAGACAUCACUGGCUUCAUGAUCUUCGAAGGACCCGUACUGAUGAUGGAGGCUCUGCUUCGCAACGCCACUCUGCCCUCCGUGAAGCUCAUAGACCUGGAAAAGACCGUGACGAAUAUUCUAGCUGACUUCAACAGGACAAAAUUGGAAUUGGAGGCGCUCUACAAGAGUGCUUGUUCGCCGGUCAUUAGACUUUACAGCCACCUGGAGAGGGCCAUCUUCGAGGGGGACCAUUUCGCUUCGGUCUUCGAGUAUCCAGUUCCCUAUCACCGGCGCUCCUCCACGUCCUUCCUGGUCCAGGGAGAAUCAUUCGUAGUGAUGAGUUGGGAAGCGGGAAGGUGCGACUCUGCGCUAUACAAGUUCAUACCAGCGACAACUUCAAUGGAUCGCGUAAAGACCAUUAUCGGAUCUGGCUACGCCCACCAGUGGCUCUUCCUCGGCGGCACGGAGAAACGGGUGUUCCUGGCGAUGGCUGCAUCAGACCGUAACAACAGCUGUAAGAGGACGAAUAGCGCCAUAUGGAGUGUCACGGAAAACGCCUUCAGAGUACACCACGAGCUGGCUCCUGGGGAGAGUCUGUCUCAAAUCUCCAGAGGAAGUGAAGUGAUGGUCUUCGUGCACGGCAGUGAUGGGUCUGUGGUCUACACCCUCGACCUCUCCAUCGGGACGGUGAAGCAGUUUACACACCUCCCUGACAUAAUUGAUUUCUCUACCACCUUGACGACAAAGAUGGAAAUCGACGUAAUAUUCCAAAGCUAUAAAGGUAAUGGAGUUUUGAUAGUCAGAGGCAGCAAAGGAUUACCCAUCCAAAUAGCACACAGGAUAUACGAUGGCGUCUUGCUGGAGCAUCACGAAAAAGUUUAUCUCCUCUUGGCUGUGACGAGGGUGAAGAUGCACAAGGAGAACCACGUUCUGGAGCUGUAUUCUGUUAACCUGCACAAGAGGACUGUAAACUGGGUUGACGCGCACGUCAUGGCUGCAAGACUCCAGCUCGCCGCAUUCUUCGCUGGGGUGCCCACCACCGGCUCCUACAUCAUCGUGGCGCUGCAGGAGAGCCGCGUACCAGUAGUGUACACAUUGCUUGGUGAGACUCUGAAGGAGAUGGCCCAUCUGAGCACCCCGCGAGUCGCCUGGGUACAGCACAUGCCGGUGGUCCACGGUACCAUUACCGGUGUGUUAGAACAUUACCUGCUGCUCGGACAGGCGGACCACAACACCGUCCUGGCGCGUCUGGUGAUGAAGGGAGCUGCUCUACCAAAGAUGAAUCUUACCUGUGACUUUAAUGACCCUGGCGAAGACUUACUUCAAUCGGAAAGCCAUAAUACGUAAAAGUGAUUUAUGGCCUGCAGUAAUUAAAGCUUCUUGCGCUAUAUACUAAAUGGCCGGGCUGUUGUAGUGAGAUUGGUGCUUUAUAUAACUAUUGUUUAAUUUAAAGAUUUUAAAGUUACUAAAAUCAUGUUUUUCGAGGUCCAUUAAAAUUUUACGUAAAGA
Messenger RNA from Procambarus clarkii (red swamp crayfish), 6700 nucleotides. RefSeq lists its product as uncharacterized. NCBI's taxonomy places the organism in Eukaryota, Metazoa, Arthropoda, Malacostraca, Decapoda, Cambaridae. Gene Ontology annotation, molecular function: heparin binding. Gene Ontology annotation, cellular component: cell surface. The record is from RefSeq and is a predicted model, not a curated record.